Amphibalanus amphitrite is the source of this 8572-nucleotide messenger RNA. It is a transcript of the gene brp, whose product is annotated as trichohyalin-like. The transcript has 15 exons. Bases 84 to 6671 code for a protein of 2195 amino acids. Gene Ontology annotation, biological process: regulation of synaptic plasticity; maintenance of presynaptic active zone structure; neuromuscular synaptic transmission. The record is from RefSeq and is a predicted model, not a curated record. Lineage: Eukaryota; Metazoa; Arthropoda; Thecostraca; Balanomorpha; Balanidae. Gene Ontology annotation, molecular function: structural constituent of presynaptic active zone. Gene Ontology annotation, cellular component: cytoskeleton of presynaptic active zone.
GCGGCCGGUAUCGGCCGGUCAGUGGUGAGCGCGCCGGCCGCCGGCAGCAUGAGCGCCGCGGCGCCGAUCGUGUCUGCCCGGUCAUGUCGCGUGACCUGUACGGAGAGCCGCCGGCCGGGCGCGCCGCUCGCCGCGCCGAGCCGGUGACGGGCGCCUUUCCGCCGGCGUCGGGCGGAGCCGGCCGCGGCGGCAGUCCGCUGGUGCGCCGCAGCCGCUACAGCCGCUCCACGAGCAACUCGCCGCUGCCCGGCGAGCCGCGGCGCGUGCCACACUCGGCCUCCUCGUCACACAUCAACUCGUACCCGGACGAGCUGGCCAGCCCGGGUAUGGACCACCUGGACCGGGGCGGGCCGCGCGCCAACUCGCACCACCGCUCGCGCUCCACGUCGCGCGGUGCCUCGUCGCGCGGUUACCAUGGUGACGGACAUGAGCGCGAGUUUGUGCCGAUCCGCGAACCGCCGCCGCGCGACCGACCCGACCUCGGCAUGCCGCCCAGACGAGAACGCUCGCUCGAGCGCGGCAUGCGAGACGGGAUGCGCGACAGCAUGCGUGACAGCAUGCGAGAUGGCAUGCGAGACGGUCUCCGUGACGGGAUGCUGGACGACGAGGGUCUGUACGGGCCGCCGCCGGGCCACCACAUGUCGCGCUCGGCUCGCCAGUCGCCCAGCGCCGACUUUGGCGGCAAGCACGGCGGCACGCGCGACUCGUACAUUGUGGAGAUGCAGGCGCAGAACGGCGAGUUUCACCGAGAGCUGAGCCAGCUCAAAAAGGAGCUGGAACUCACCAACCAGAAGCUCGGCUCCAGUAUGCACAGCAUCAAAACUUUCUGGUCGCCGGAGCUGAAGAAGGAGCGACAGAUGCGCAAAGACGAGUCGGCCAAGUACAGCCUGAUGAACGACCAGAUCAAGCUGCUGACGGCCGAGAACCAGAAACAAGUGGCGCUGAUCCGACAGCUGGAGGAUGAGAUGCACCGGCGCGGCGGCAAGAACCAGGCUGUGGUGGAGCUGCAGCAGCAGCUCGACCAGUUCUACGUGGAAAACGACCACCUGACCCGAGAGAACGCCAUCCUCAAGGAGACCAUCAAGGAGCUAGAACUGAGGAUCGACACUCAGAAGCAAACACUUCUCGCCAGGGACGAGAGCAUAAAGAAGCUGUUGGAAAUGCUCCAAACAAAAGGCCUGGGCAAAGAAGAGGAGCGGUUAAUGUAUCAACAGCUUCAGUCAGCGUCACAAAAACAGUUUGAUGACGCGCGCACGGAGAUCCAGCGGCGAGACCAGGAGAUCGUGGCGCUGACGGCCAAGAUGAAGACGCUGGAGGAGCAGCACCACGACUACCAGCGGCACAUCACCGUUCUCAAGGAGUCGCUCUGCGCCAAGGAGGAGCACUACAACAUGCUCCAGGCCGAUGUGGAGGAGCUCCGCCAGCGGCUGGAGGAGAAGAACCGCACCAUCGAGAAGAAGACGCAGGCGGCACUGCAGGCCGGACAGGAGCGCAGUCGACUCAGCAGCGAGCUCAACGAGACCAGAGACCACCUGGACAUCAAGGACCGCAAAAUCAACGUUCUCCAGAGGAAGGUGGAGAACCUGGAGGAGCUGCUGAAGGAGAAGGAUAACCAGGUGGACAUGGCCCGCUCCCGAUUAACCGCCGUCCAGGCGCACCACACCAGUUCGGAGGGCGCGCUCAGUUCCCUCGAGGAGGCCAUCAGCGACCGCGACAAGCAGAUCACCCAGCUGCGCGAACAGCGAGACCGCGCCGAGCAGGACCGCGCCCAGGAGCGCGAGCUGCACGAGCGAGAGCUGGCCGAGUACAAGCUGAAGCUGCACGCGCUGGAGACCGAGCUGGAGAAGCUGCAGGUGCGGCUGGAGCGCGCCCAGACCGAAAAGGCCAAACUAGAGGCCAAGCUGGAGACGUCCCAGCAGGAGCUGGGCAAGGCCAAGGCGGAGCUGGACAAGGUUCAGGGCGACGUCGGCAGCCGCUCGCAUGAGGUCGAGUCGAGCAAACAGAAGCUGACCAAGCUGGAGCUGGAGACGGACCGCCUGAGGGCGGAGAACGACCGGCUGCGGUUCGACCUCGAGCGGGAGCGAGAGCGGACCGAGAGGGACAGAGAGCGGGAGAGGGAGAGGGACCGCGACCGCGACCGGGAGCGGGACCGAGAUCGGUUGGACCGCGAUCCCAGAGAUCCGCGUGAUCCGCGAGAUCCCCGAGACCCACGCGAUCCGCGGGAUCCGCGCGACUCGCGGGAUUCACGCGACUGGGAGCGAUCCACGACCCCGGUGUACAACCCGCAGCGCGAGCGGCACAUGAGCGGCAGCCUGGCCGCCUCGCUGGAGAUCGAGCGCCUCCAGGAGCGGCUGGAGAAGUCGCAGGCCGAGCUGCGGCGCGCCCAGACCGAGCUGCGCAUGUACCAGAACGACAACGACCGCGUGCAGGUGGAGGUCGAGCAGCUGCAGGAGAAGGUGGAAAAGUCCUCCGGUGAGAUCUACCGGCUGAAGACGCGCCUGGAGAACGCCCAGAGCGAGAAGGACUGCCUCCAGGAGGAGUACGACCGCUCGCAGAUGAUCCUGGCGCGCAUCAUGACCGACAAGGACCGCUCGCAGAGCGAGGCCGACAAGCUGAAGGAGGAGCUGGAGCGGUCGCAGCAGACGCUCGGCCGCACCCAGAUCACCCAGGAGAAGACGCAGAACGAGCUGGACAAGGCGCAGAUGGAGCUGGACCAGCUGCAGGAGAAGCUCGACAGGACCACCGGCGAGCUGCGCAGGCUCCAGGCGGAGCGCGAGCAGGCGAUCUGCGACAUGGACCUGCUGCAGGCGCAGGUGGACAAGACGCUCGGACAGUCGACCCGCAUGCAGCGCGACAAGGAGGCCGUCGAGAGCGAGCUCAGCAAGCUCAAGGACAAGUACGACAAGGCCCAGGGUCAGCUGGCGCGCGUGCUGAAGGAGAAGGAGGCGGUGGAGAUGGACCUGCUGAAACAGUCGGAGCGGGUCGAGCUGCUGCAGAGCCAGCAGGCCAAGGCGCUGAGGGACCGGGACACCGUGCAGACCGAGAUGGACCUGCUCCGCGAGAAACUCGACAAAAACUCCGCGCUCAUACAGAAACUGCAGAUUGAGAAGGAGGACAGGAGCUCCGAGCUGGAGCACCUGCGGGAGAAACUGGAGAAGAACCAGCUGCUCAUCUCGCGGCUGCAGGAGGAAAAGGAGACGGCGCACCGCGAGAACGAGCGACUGCUGGAGAAAUACGACCGGUCGCAGGGCGAGGUGCAGCGGCUCCAGACCCGGCUGCAGACGGCCCAGGACGAGCAGGACCGGCUGCAGUCCGAGGGCGAGAAGUCGCACCUGCUGCUAGGCAAGACGCGCGAGGAGCAGCGCCGCGCGCAGGACGAGCUCGAGAAGCUGCAGGAGCUCUACGACCGCAGUGCCGUCCAGUUCAUGAGGAUGAAGGAUAGCGAGGAGAGGUCCCGCGAGGAGCUGGAACGGCUCAACCUGGAGCUGGAGCGCGUCCGCGAAAAGUACGACAAGUCACAGAUGGAGAACAAGAGGCUGUCCAACGAGCGAGAACAGCUCAAAGAGGACGUGGAUAAGCUCGUGUUUGAUGUUGAGCGGUCCAAGGCCCAGUAUCAGAAACUACAGGCAGCUCAGGAUCGCAGUAACGAGGAGGUGGCGCGUCUCCAGGUGGAGGUUGAGAAGGCGUACGAGAAGGCGGAGCGGAGUCACGCCGAGCUGAGGAAGAUCCAGGCGGAGCGCGACAAGGCGCAGGCGGAGGCCGAGACGUGCCAGUCGGAGAUGGAGCGCUAUUUGGCGCGCCUCGGAAAGUACCAGGACAGCCAGGAGCGCAGCAAGGAAGAGCAGGAGCGUCUCAAACUGGAAAUCGAUCGUGUCAAGGAGAAGCUGGACAAAACGCAAAUGGAUCUGGAGACGGAGCACCUGAUGCGCGAUCGUUUCGAACAAGAGGCAGCUAAGCUGCGAAUCGAGCUCGACCGUCUGGAGUCUCAGAAGGGUCGCGCGCUCAGCGAGGACAGCCGCUCCGACAUACAGCUGGAGGUGCUGCAGAACGAGCUCGACCGCGUGCGGGAAAAGUACGACGUCUCCCAGAUGGAGGUUCGCAAACAGCGCAUCCAGGCCGAGAAACAGCAGGAGGAGGUGCAGCGGCUGCAGAAAGAGCUGGAGAAGCACGAGAACAACAUGACCCGCUUUGCUUCUGAGAAAGAACAAAACCAGGGCGAGGUUGAGAGGCUGAAAUUCGAGUUGGAACGCAUCCGUUCCCGUUACGAAAAGGCGCAGAGCGAGGCGACGCGACUCGGUCAGAAGGUGGAACAACUCGAGUCAGAGAAGAAGCGGCUGAAGAGCGACCUGCAACAGGCGCAGGGUGAGCUUGACCGCCACUCGACGGCGCAGAACGACAGCCGAGACGACAUGGAGAAGAUAAAUGCGGAGAUGGACCGCGUGCGGGCCAAACUGGAGCGCUCGCAGGCCGAGCUGCAGCGCGUCAGCGACGAGAAACAGACGAGCGACGCGGAGACGCAGCGCCUGAGCCGUGAGCUGGAGCACACCCAGCAGCGGCUGACCAAGUACAAAGACAGCAACGAGGCCGCCAAGGCCGAGUUCGAGAAGAUGGCCAUGGAGAUCGAGUCGCUGCACUCCAAGCUGGAGCGUACCGAGGGCGAGCUGCGCACCGCGGAGCAGGAGCGCCAGAACCUGCAGCAGGCGGCCAACAAGGCCAACAGCAAUGACGAGCAGACCAGGAUACAAGUCAAGGGCUUCCAGGACCAGCUGACCAAGCUACAGAACGAACUAGAAAAGUCGCAAGCUGCUCUCAGGGCUUCUGAGGAGCAGAAGCGCGCUGUAGAGGAGCAGAAGAGGGCUGUGGAGGAAGAGAAGCGCAAGGCUGAAGAGGGAAGAAGAAAAGCAGAAGAAGAAAAGACACAGGCGGAGGAGCAAAAGCACAAAGCCGAGGAGCAAAAACGCUUAUCGGAUGAAGAAAAGCGAAAGGUAGAAGAAGAAAAACGGCUAACAGAAGAACACAAAAGGAAGAUUGAAGAAGAAAUGAGACAAAUCGAGGAAAGGCGGAAAAAGGCAGAGGAGCUGGCCAAAGAGGCUGAGAUUCAGAAACAGCAGAUCAGGGAGAAGGCCCGUCAGUCGGAGGAGCGUUUGCUUGCGGCCGGUGGGGAGAAGGAUAAGUUGACUGCCGAGCGCAUGCAGCGCAUCUCUGCUCUGGAACACGAGCUGUCCCAGAUCACCGCCGAGCGCGACCAGCUGGUGACGCAGCUGGAAAAGUCGUCGGCCAUGCUGACCACCUUCCAGCAGGAGCUGCAGUCCACCCAGCGCAGCCUGGAGUCGGCGCAGCAGGCUGCCGGCGGCCAGCAGGCGCAGGCGGCGCAGCAGCUCAAGGAGCGCGAGGCGCAGCUGCAGCAGCUCACGCAGCAGCUGGCCCAGAAGCAGCAGGAGAUGGAGUCGCUGCAGCGCGCUCACGAGGCGGAGGUGGCGCGUCUGAAGAGGGCGGAGGCGGAGCUGCGCGAGGCUCAGAGUAACAGCAGCCGCUCGGACUCGGAGCAGCUGCAGCAGCUGCGCGCUAGCUUGGAGGCGGAGCGUGGCCGCGCCGACCGCGCCGAGCAGACGCUCCAGGAGACGCAGUCGCAGCUGGCGCAGCUCAAACAGCAGCUGGAGGCGGCCCGGACGGAGACGCGGCAGGGCGCGGCCGUGCUGCAGCAGCAGGUGCAGCAGCAGAAGCAGCAGCUGCAGGAGCAGCAGCAGCGGCUGGAGCAGCAGCAGGGCACCAUCCAGGAGCAGCAGCAGCAGCUGGCGUCGGCCCACCAGCUGCUGCAGCAGAAGACCAGCGACUCCACUGAGGUCCAGAAGCUCCGGAAGGAGCUGGAACGCUCCAAAAAUGACAUGCAGAACUCCCGAGUGGAGCGAGAGCGGCUUCAGUCCCAGUUAGAGAUACUGGUUCAGGAGCUCCAACGCACCCAGCUGGAUCUACAGAAGGCACAGCAAAAAGCGGCCAACUCGGGCAGUAGCAGUGAGGAGGAUUCCAGCGCACAACAUCAGCAGCAGUUACAGCAGCAACAACAGCAGCUGCAGCAGCAACAACAGCAGCUGCAGCAGGCCCAGCAGCAGCUGCAGCAGCAACAGCAGCUGCUCGAGGAGCGCACGCGGCAGCUGGAGGAGCGGGACAAGCAGCUGGCGCAGCUGCAGGCUCGCGUCAAACAGCUCGAGUCGGAGUUGGCAGCCAAGGCGGAGCAGGGCGGCGGAGCGGCAGAGCUGGCGCAGCUGCGGACAGAGCUGGCGCAGCUGCGCGAGGAGAACAAGAAGGCGCAGGCCGAGUCGGAGCGCCUGCUGCACCUGAUGCAGAUGUCGCAGGAGGAGCAGUUCGCCAAGGACAAGACCAUCAAGGAGCUGCAGGAAGCGCUGAGGAGGUCCCGCGGUGCGCCGCUGACCGCGCCUCCCUCCGCUGGUCCGUCUCGGGCCACCACCCCCGGGGCGGUCACCGCCAGUCCGGGACCGCCGCCGCAGACCCAGCAGCCGCAGCAGCAGCAGAACAAGCCCCAGCUGCCGAACCUGCUGCCCGACGCCGCCGGCACGGCCGCCUCCGCCGCCGCCAACGUGGCCGGCAACGUCGCCGGCAACGCGGCUAACGCUUCCAAGGCCGUCGGCGGCUUCCUCAAAAGCCUCUUCUAAAAGUGCAAUAGUUCAUCGCGUGACUGCGUGCCAGGGGACGGGCAGAGUGGGGGAUGGACGGAGAGAGUGAGAGAGCGAGGGACGGACGGUUCGCCGUGGAUCGCAGCUGCGAAGUGCCUCAAAGUCGAGAGUCCCUCUGUUGGCUUCAUCAAUCUGAUGUGUUUGUCACUUCAUCUGAUCUCUGUUUAUCACGUAACUUGUAAGUUUGUAACCAUCCACUCGUGAUCUGACCUUUGUUAGGUCCUAAGUCGCAUAGCCAGUCCUCGUGGUAGCUGUAUGGCCAAUGGCCAUGCUGAUCUCGGUCGCCGGAGCCGGCCGCUCGAGGGCUAGGUGGCGCUGCCAACGGAGCUCCCUCCACCAGGUAGCGCCACCUCCGCAAGAGGCUGAGCUCACUGCCGUCUUACGGUGAAGACUGCAGGUUAAAACCCGAGGCUUGACAGGGGUAGCCAGCCUGCUAUCUACGACCCAAGUAACGUCACCAAACAGCCUCACACCAUCAGCAUGCUGACAAUUAGGCGUUCAGUGUCAUUAUUCGCCAGCAUGCCGUUUGAUGUUGCGUCAAAAUAUGUGUCUUCAUUGUGUCAAGAAGGUAUAUUUUGAAAACGUGUUAUGCAGUGCGUUCUGUUGAAUAUUCGCGUUCUUACUACAUAUGUGUGCCCAUCAGAAAAGUAAGGGUCAUUUAUUUACACCAAUGGUGCAAAUACGCCCAACAUAUGUGCAGCACGAAAGCAUGUCCGUUUGCUGCAACCAUUUUAAUUUUACGACGAAGGCAUCGCAAAAACGGUGUGCAUCUUGGCACCAGACACGCCGCAAGACUGGAUACAAGACAGUGCGCGGCUGAUUAUGAGUGUGUGCGUGCGAGUGACGAGUGCAAAACAGCGCGGAGGCACCCCGGAUCGCGCGCAGGAGUCGGAUCGUGUCGAGGGCGUCCCUGCGCGUGCCACUGCCAGCAAUGUGCCAUAUGAACCUCGAUGCGCGGGCUCAGGACCCGGUGGCAGCGCGAUCGGUGAGGGACGCUCUGCGCGGCAGAGCGCGGCCGACACCCACCUGUGUGCGGCGCACGUGUGCGAGUGUCAGUAGCGACACCGGUAGAGCUCACUCUGACCGAACCGGGUCGGUCAGGGGCGCCGGGGCGCCCAGUGGGACGGCGGGGACUCGGUGUCCCUGGCAGGGCGCCCGGUGCUCUCCGUUUUCCCUGUGGCGGGGAAGAGCGAGCGCCACUCCAGUGGGUGUGGUACCGCAAUAGUCGCCGGUGUGGACGGCGGUUCGUAGCGCCCGAUGUGUCCCGGGGUUGGGAUCGUCCGGCCCGGCCCGUCUCCGGUCACCGGCUCUAGUCACAGCUGCUCUAGUCUCCGCCGGCGUCCUCUAGUCUCGUUCCCUCGUCCUCUAGUCUCCGUCUCCGCGGCGGGCGGUCUAUAGCGCCCCUCCUGUGUCCCUGAGGUCCUCUCCGACCGGCGGCGUGCGCACAAACUGCCCUCCGGCUCCCUGUCUGUCCCGGCGGGUCCCGACCCGCCCCGGGCCGCUCCCCGGCCCUGCUCGCUUCUGUCACGGUCGGUGCUGUGGUCGACGUUGUCUCGAGCGUUCUAGUCCUGCUGUCCCGGCGGCGCUCUGCAGCCGCUCGUAUCGGCUCUCCUCUCCUCUCCUCUCAAUCUCUCUUGUCUCCCUGAUAGCUAGCUCUGUACGUACCUCAUAUGCACGUGUGUUUCUACCUGGGUCCGGGCGCGCCGUGUCUGGGGACGGGUGCACGUGGCGCCGCACGUGGCCGCCGCUCGAGCUCAGACACGUGGCGGAGCAGAGGGCGGUGCAGACGGGCCGAAACCGUGAUCUUAUAGCGCGCAUAUCCACGUUAAUACUCAUUUGUUGACUGUAAAUAAAGAGUACAUGGAUGUAAGUAUCCUGAA